Pocillopora damicornis (cauliflower coral) is the source of this 1625-nucleotide messenger RNA. RefSeq names its product 5-hydroxytryptamine receptor 2B. The record is from RefSeq and is a predicted model, not a curated record. Gene Ontology annotation, molecular function: G protein-coupled receptor activity. Lineage: Eukaryota; Metazoa; Cnidaria; Anthozoa; Scleractinia; Pocilloporidae. Gene Ontology annotation, biological process: G protein-coupled receptor signaling pathway. Gene Ontology annotation, cellular component: membrane.
CAGACGCUACAAACGCUCCAGCAAUGGCUAGUACAGCAAAUUUUUCAUGGGAGGCUGGUCACAUUAUCAUUAUCAUCAUCAACAGCAUCAGUGUUCCCUUCACAGUUCUGCUUAACGUCCUCGUAAUAAAGGCCGUGAAAACAAGACCUCGACUCCAAACCAACAGCAACAUCUUGCUGGCCUGUUUAGCGGUGACUGACGCAUUGACUGGUCUCUUUGGCCAAUCUUUGUAUAUCCUGUGGAGGUUAUUUGAGUUAUUUAAUCUCAAAAGCAGCGAAACAGUGGAAGGUUUCCAUAUCGAUGUCAUGUCUGUGUUAUUGAUUGUCUCAUGCCUUCAUCUGAUAUUGGUUACUUUCGAGAGGCUCAUAGCGAUCAAGUUUGCGAUGCAAUACUCAAACGUAAUAACUCACAAUAAUAUAAAGAUAGCCGUGACAGUAUGUUGGUUAGCUGCUAUUGCAAUUGCAAUUUUAAGAACAGUAAAACUUCGUGUAGUUUUCAUUUCUAUGUUAGUCCUUGUCAUUUUUUCAUGUAUCGUUUUCGUCGCCUUCACCUAUAUGAUUCUGUAUCAUGAAACCCGUCGCCACCAAAGGAAGAUAAAAGCACAGCAGUUGCCCCAAGAAGAAGUAGAAAGAUUUACCAAAGAGAACAAGGCGCUAAAGACAACUGUGCUAGUGGCAAAGAGAAAUGAGGACGUUUGUAUUUGGAAUAAGAACCCAGCUUGUGCAUCCAGCUUCUGAGUAAAAGGGGGUAAUUUGGCAGAGAAAAUCAAUCCUAAUAAAUAUUGUAAACUGAUUUGAUAGGACAAUAAGUCAUACGAUGAAAAAAAUCACAAUAACUAUGCGCUUUUUUCAUCGUUUCAUGUAAAUAUUCCUCUUAUCGUGUAUUGAGAGACUUGAACAUUUCCAUUUCACAUGCACUUGUAUCUAUAAUUGCUGCAUCGCUUUAGUAGAUGUUGGUUACUUUCUAGAGGCUCAUGGCGAUCACAUUUAUGAUGCAGAACUUAAGAAUUAAAACAAAUGUUAUCAUAAAGAAAUGAAGGAAAGUAAUUUAGAUGAUAGCUCUAAUUUGUGAGAUUUUUAGAGUGACAGAGAAGCAAUCGUCAAUGUUUCGCACAACAAAAGGCCUGAUUAUUAUUCCAUGUAUCAGACUGCAAAUGACUAAUUUGAAACAUGCGCUUUCCGACUUCUUGCUUCUUUAAUUUUCGUUUGUUUACAUCACCUUGUAUUCUCAAUUUUUGUAAGUGUAAUUUGAUGAUUGAUGUUGCAUUGUUUAAAGUCAUAUGCACGUUAAACUAGAAAGCUGUAAUGUUGGAAAAGAUCAAAGCAUCAGAUACAGGCACAUGCCCUUUGUUAGCCAAAUCAUUAUCAAAUAAUUAUAUUUAUUAAUUUACAAAACGAAGAUAUCAUUUUACCAUUUUCAGCUGUGCACCAUAAUGUUAAAAAUAAAGCUAAGCCAGUUAAAAUUAUCCAUUUUAGUAAUAGUACAAGUGAUGAUAUUUAGAAGUAUUAAUACUGAUAAUUAAUGAGCAACUCGGUAUACUAUGUCCAAAGUCUUGUGUGUCAGAGCAAAGCCGUGAGUGGCCUUAAACGAGAGCAAUAAAACCUUGAGAUCUAUUACCAUCUUAA